Molecule: messenger RNA, 1773 nt
Organism: Syngnathoides biaculeatus (alligator pipefish)
Lineage: Eukaryota; Metazoa; Chordata; Actinopteri; Syngnathiformes; Syngnathidae
Gene: cnga1a
Product: cyclic nucleotide gated channel subunit alpha 1a
Exons: 5
Coding region: 1-1773 (590 amino acids)
Biological process (GO): monoatomic cation transmembrane transport; potassium ion transport
Cellular component (GO): intracellular cyclic nucleotide activated cation channel complex; plasma membrane
Molecular function (GO): protein-containing complex binding; cGMP binding; intracellularly cAMP-activated cation channel activity
Source: RefSeq, a predicted model, not a curated record
AUGAUGAAGCCUAAAGAAAUAUUUGUCAUCAACCCUGCUGGAAAUCUCUAUUAUAACUGGCUCUUCAUCAUUACAUUGGCAGUCAUGUACAACUGGACCAUGAUAAUAGCAAGGGCAUGCUUCGAAGAGCUGCAGCACAACUAUAUCCUCUACUGGAUUCUAUUUGACUACAGCUCAGACCUUAUCUAUCUGGCUGAUAUGCUUAUCAGGACCAGGACAGGUUACCUUGAGCAGGGUUUACUUGUCAAAGAUGAGAAGCUGCUCCGCGACCGCUAUGUCAAGAGCUUCCAGUUCCGGCUGGACAUCUUGUCCAUGUUGCCCACUGAUGUCCUCUAUCUUCCUCUCGGUCUGGACUACCCAGAGAUUCGUGUAAAUAAGCUUUUGAGGAUUGGUCGCAUGAUGGAGUUCUUCACAAGAACAGAAACUAAAACAAACUACCCUAACAUCUUCCGUAUUGCAAACUUAAUCAUGUACAUCCUCAUCAUUAUCCACUGGAAUGCCUGCUUCUACUUUUCAUUUUCAAAGUCAAUUGGUUUUGGGUCUGAUGAAUGGGUUUACCCAGCACUCGAUGAUCCAGAAGAGCCUGCUUUUGGUCAACCCAUGAGGAAGUAUGCCUUCAGCCUCUACUGGUCCACAUUAACCCUGACCACAAUCGGAGAAACGCCACCACCAAGCCUCGAUUCCGAAUUUAUCUUCCAUGUGGUUGACUUCUUAGUUGGGGUUCUUAUCUUUGCCACCAUUGUGGGAAAUAUUGCUACCAUGAUCUCCAACAUGAAUGCUGCCCAAGCUCAGUUUCAAGCUCGAAUUGACAAUAUUAAACAAUACAUGCAGGUCCGAAAGGUCAGCAAGGAUCUGGAACUGCGUGUCAUUAAGUGGUUUGACUACCUGUGGAACAAUGGCAAGGCGCAGGAUGAGCGCGAGGUAUUGCGAUAUCUUCCAGACAAGUUGAAAGCCGAGAUCGCCAUCCAAGUUCACAUGGAGACACUCAAAAAGGUUCGCAUCUUUGCAGACUGUGAGGCAGGCCUGCUGAUUGAGCUAGUGCUCAAGUUACGGCCUCAGGUGUUUAGCCCCGGAGACUACAUCUGCAAGAAAGGUGAUAUUGGUCGUGAGAUGUAUAUCAUCAAAGAUGGACAACUCGCAGUGGUUGCUGAUGACGGUGUUACACAGUUUGUGGUGCUGGGAAGCGGAAGCUAUUUUGGUGAGAUCAGUAUCCUUAAUAUCAAGGGCAGCAAAGCAGGAAACAGGCGGACAGCCAACAUUCGCAGCAUCGGAUAUUCAGACCUCUUCUGCCUGUCCAAGGAUGAUCUCAUGGAAUCACUGGUGGAGUACCCAGAUGCUAAAGGCAUGCUGGAGGAGAAGGGUCGACAAAUCCUGAUGAAAGAUGACCUGAUUGACUUGGACCCAGCUAACAUCAAGCCAGAGGUCAAGGAACUGGAAGAGAAAGUCAGCAGGUUAUACAAUACAAUGGAUCUGAUGCAGAUCAAACUGAAGAAGAUUUUAGAAAAAUACAAAAAAACUGAUGAGAUUCUGUGGGAUCGGAUCACUGACCUGGAGCAUCUGACAGGAGAGGAGGUAGAGGAUGACAAUGAUGGGGAUGCGAAAAAAGAUAUUCAAGUGGAAGAAAAGAAAACUGAAGAUAAAGCUGUAGUGGAUGAAGUGGGCAGAGAGGAAAAGGAAGAGAUGGGUGAAGAAGAGAGGGCUGAAGCAAAGGAUGUUCAAGAAAAAGGCAAAAGCAUGAAGACAGAUGACUGGCAAGAAGACAAAAAUAAGUAA